AUGUCGGACCAAACGCACGUAGUUGUUGGCCUUUCCCUGGGGCCUGAUAACUAUGAGUCUUACAUAAAAGAGAUUCUGUGCUUGCAGUACAACCGUGAAGUCACUGAAGUUGUGCCUCUCCGCCAUAAUAAUGCCAGAGUCUACAGAAUCAGUCUAAACAAAGCGCAACAAGCUCUGACGCCAUUCAAUAAACGCUUCGGUGCCUGUCCCCUGCCCCCCUGUGCUACAAAGAUCAUCAUGCGCUUCUCCGAUCCAGCGUCGAUGUUGAACGAGGAGAUCCGCGUGCAGAACGAAGUCGCGGUAAUGUCUCUUGCAAGAGAGGCUUUGAAGCACCAUGAUCCUUCCCUCGUACCCGAAGUCUAUGGCUGGCGCCCCUUUUCCGAAGGGGUUGGAUGGACUCUCAUCGAAUUCAAACAAGGUGUUCCUCUAGGCGAUAAGUUCCCCACGCUUGACAGCGAGAAAAAGAGAGAUCUGUUGCGACAAAUUGCCCAAGUCUUCAAGCAUUUUCAGAAAUACAAGCCACCUGAGUUUUCCAGAACCUUCGGUGGCCUCAACUUUGGCCCUGAUGGAAGCUUGAUUGGUGGUCCCACACCUAUUGCAGGUGGCGGACCCUGCACGACACUGUCUGAUCUCUACCAAGAGUACUUCAAGACUCAGAUUGGGUUUGCCGAUAAGUGUGACGUUGUCCGGGGUUGGAGAGACUCAGAUCUGAGAACCCGAUUGCAUCAGUUUGGCGCCAACGGUCUGACAUCUCUUGUUAGCAGAGUGGAAGCACGACCUACCUUGGUUCAUGGUGAUUUUGACGGAAACAAUAUCUUAUUCGACGAGGCCACAAACAAACUGACUGCUUUGCUGGACUACGACUUUGGCCACAUUGGCUCACAGGCAGAUGAAUACUUCUACUCAUUCCAUAGUAUCCACGGACUUAUGAUUCCCCCUUUCACUGGAGAUCCGGAAGAAGAACACCUUCGAGACUGUCUUCUGACCGGUUUCACCCAAGAGGACGUGCAGCGAAAAUCAGAAUCCAUUGACUGGAUGACCGCCACCAUGAGAGACGAAGAAUUUACCCAAGCUGGCGUGGAGCCACCGUCUGACAUCCAAGGCAUCGAUUAUCUUUCUGCUGUGUAUUGGUUCAUUCAAAACAUCAGCCCUCCCAUGUUCUUCCUCGAACGAUGGAGGGCCAAGGCUACCCCUGAACGCAUUGAAAUGAUCAAGCGAGAGGCCCGAAAUAACCUGGAGAAGAACCUUGAUCUAUGGGGAUAUUGA
Messenger RNA from Colletotrichum siamense, 1266 nucleotides. RefSeq lists its product as uncharacterized. The record is from RefSeq and is a predicted model, not a curated record. The transcript is spliced from 3 exons. The coding region runs from base 1 to 1266 and encodes 421 amino acids. NCBI's taxonomy places the organism in Eukaryota, Fungi, Ascomycota, Sordariomycetes, Glomerellales, Glomerellaceae.